AUGUCAGCUAUCCUCUUUCAGGAAUCUGUACUUCAAGCUGGUGAUCCCCUACAGCCGCUGCUAUCUCAACUACCUACUCCUGGCUCUCAUUUAGCUAUACCUGCUCUUUUUGACACUCUUGUUCAGAAGUACCACCACAAUCGAUACUCCAUCUUUACCCAAGCGUCCAGUAGCAAAGUCGCACAUGAUGUCUUCGUCGCUGGUAAGGAACGUGAGGCGGUCCGACUCGCCUUAGAACGUACCUUGGACAGAUUAGGUGGUGGUGACAUUACCGCUUGGCAGACCCGAUCUGCGCUCUGGAAGACCAUCGAAAUGUGGGGUGGAUAUAUGGAGAGAGAACCUUCUUGGAGUCGAUUGCUUGAUUCUGAGACGCGGGCAACACAGCAAGCGCUCAAUUCUGGUGAUCCUUCUAUUGUGGGGACUCUCCUUGGCACUUUGGUCAGCCUUGAGCGUCUCGAUCACGACCAGGCGAACUUGGGUCCGGAUGUAGUCCGCUGGUGUCUAGCUGUGAGUGAACUUGGUGGAGAACUUCUAGCUAAUGUCUCAGUCCCCUGUUGCUCAUCAUGCGAUCGCGAAAUCCUUGAUCUCGUCUCUGUUGCGAUUCUUUCACCUCACCCAUUCACUUCCGACUUUCUUUAA
Kwoniella botswanensis is the source of this 639-nucleotide messenger RNA. RefSeq lists its product as uncharacterized. The coding region runs from base 1 to 639 and encodes 212 amino acids. NCBI's taxonomy places the organism in Eukaryota, Fungi, Basidiomycota, Tremellomycetes, Tremellales, Cryptococcaceae. The transcript has a single exon. The record is from RefSeq and is a predicted model, not a curated record.